Molecule: messenger RNA, 1346 nt
Organism: Colias croceus (clouded yellow)
Lineage: Eukaryota; Metazoa; Arthropoda; Insecta; Lepidoptera; Pieridae
Product: E3 ubiquitin-protein ligase RNF181
Exons: 3
Coding region: 281-724 (147 amino acids)
Biological process (GO): protein ubiquitination
Cellular component (GO): cytoplasm
Molecular function (GO): ubiquitin protein ligase activity
Source: RefSeq, a predicted model, not a curated record
AACCUGACUUGCUUUUUUCAUGGCACAACCCACAGAACAACCCAUCACAACCACGGCACAACAAUCAACAUUGGCUCUGUGACAUUGGCAAAAAGAAAAGAAAAGAAAAAUAUCAUAGCAAAAAUACCUAAAUAGUAUUGUGAUUUAAUCAUAUAAAUAAAAUUGAUAAUUCAGAUAUUAAUUAAAAAUAUCUGGAUUAAAAUAAAUAUACACCAUACAUCAGUAAUUCCGUAAUAUUACAUUCCAAGUUAUACUCAACUCAUAAAAAGAACCAGUUAAAAUGACAGAUUAUUUUCAAGAAAUGGGGUGGAGAGAAUUACAGGACGGAGAACAACCUAAUCAUUUUUUACAUUUAGCGCGACUUUUAAUGGAUUACAAUAUAUUUGACGAUAAUUUUACUGGAGAAUGGCCCAGACUACCACCGCCUGCCUCAAAGGAAGCUGUUAAUAAAUUACCAGAGAUUGUUAUGUCUGAUGAAGACAAAAGCUGUCCUAUUUGCCUGAAGAACUUUGAAAAGGAUGAAAAAGCUAAAAAAAUGCCAUGUAAUCACAUUUUUCAUCCUAAAUGUAUUUUGGUGUGGCUUGAAAAGACCAACUCAUGUCCUUUUUGCAGACAUGAGCUCCCUACUGAUGAUGAGGCAUAUGAAGCUUUUAAAAAAGAAAAAAAGCGAGCUGAAAAGAGGAAGGAGGAUCUAGAAGUGCUACAUAAUUCUAUGUUUAGUUAACCACACUCCAUAUAUUAUCUUAUAUAGCUAUAUAAGUUACUAUACACAAAUAUAAAUUAAACAAGACUUGUUUCGCAAAUGUCUGGAACUUGUCUUAUAACACUAUUCACAUUUAUAGGUAGAUAUUUUUUGAAAGGGUUACUCUAUAAUAUAUUUUAUGUUGUUAAUCCCUCAGCCUCAGCGGAAUCACAGACACAAUAGAAAAUCUAUUGUGUCGUGGUCUCAUUGGGCCGCUCGGUGGUCAUAGGUUAAAUUAUAGUUAAACAGUUGCAAUGAAAGUAAAAAUACAUAAAAUAUAUGUGUAUAUGCACAUGCUAUGUAUUUCUCACUAUGGGAAUUAAGCAAACUGUCUUGGUACCAAUUUGAGCAAAAAUCCUUCCAGGAUCUUAAGACAAACAGUGUAUAAAGGUAUAUUUGUUGGUUAUUAUUUAUGUUAUUCUAUUUUUUGUUUAUUAAAUAUACACCUGAAAUUAUAAUUAUAAUUUGAAAAUUGAAAAUAUUGAGCAAACUAAGUUUAAUUCUUGGUUAAUUUUUCUGUAGUUUAAAAUAAAAUGGUGUGGUUGUAAAAUGUUUUAUGUUUAUACUGGGUCGAAUAUAAUGGAAUUAAAGUGACUUACAGUAA